CCAACUUCACAUUUCACAUUUGCUGAUUCCAGCUUCACAGCCUUGCCAGACAUGGCGUUCACUGCCUCGACUCUGACAUGGUCGGCUGUUGUUCCUAAUGUCGUCGUAUCUGUAGCACAGUCUCACCGAUUAUGUGCAAAACCCGUUAAAGUAGCCAAGCUUUCCGUCGGAAGGCAGUCCAGAGUGGUCCCCAUCAGGGCGUCCAACUCUACUGACACGUUCGAUGCAGACACAGGAGCGACCGCUAACUUGAAGGAAUUCCUCAGCGAUUUGAAGAACGUCGGCAGGGCAAGUGUCCAGUGACGGUCCGGCUGAUUGUUAACACUGGAAUGGGCGUGCUAGAGUCAGUUACGACUCUAGAAGGUCUUUUCUACCACACACUGCCAGGCAAAGGCGAGUAUGCCAAUGUCAUCAAGGCAGAGGAAAAUGUGGACUUUCACCUCCUGUUGAGCUCGGUUUCUGGUGCGAGGCUGGUUACGGGAAAGUCCAUGCGAGGCGACUUUCCUACAUACACUAUUCGGUUCUUGAACGCGGAGAAAGAAGUCGGAGCCAGUGUGUUCGUCAUGUGGAAACCAGGCACCAUGGGCGACUAUGAUAAUGGCCAAGUUGAUGCUUACCAGUCACUUGUCAGCAAGUACGCUGAAGAGGUGUCUUUUGCCACAACCGAGUAUGAUAUCUAAAGGAGCUUUCAGGGCGAGUCAAGUGUUGGCUCAUUGAUAGUAGUUCCUACACACACUAUUUUAUGAGGUGUUCACCAUAUUCAACAGCUGUUGGGUUCCUUUUUCUACUGGCUUCAUGGUUUCUCACAA
Closterium sp. NIES-67 is the source of this 809-nucleotide messenger RNA. The record is from the annotation of a GenBank genome assembly. NCBI's taxonomy places the organism in Eukaryota, Viridiplantae, Streptophyta, Zygnematophyceae, Desmidiales, Closteriaceae.